Molecule: messenger RNA, 1422 nt
Organism: Penicillium macrosclerotiorum
Lineage: Eukaryota; Fungi; Ascomycota; Eurotiomycetes; Eurotiales; Aspergillaceae
Product: glycosyl hydrolase family 79 C-terminal domain-containing protein
Exons: 7
Coding region: 1-1422 (473 amino acids)
Source: RefSeq, a predicted model, not a curated record
AUGGCUCGCUUUGUUCUACCCGUCUCUUUUCUGUUGCGAAUUGCUAUAGCGGCAGAUUUGACCUUUACUGUUCCAUCAUCGCCGCCAUCUAAUUCCAGCACACAAUUAUCUGCCGCCCCCGUAGGUGUUUCUCUUGAAUUCUUUACAUUCCCAGCCUACAUGAAUGACGUUGAAGCUACAACAACUUGUCUUCAAAAUUUCAAAGAUUUGACUGGAACAUGGCCUCCCCUUAGGAUUGGAGGCACAACCCAGGACCGUGCCACAUACGACGCUUCAUUGAGUGAGGCGGUCGAUUAUACCGUUGCUAGCUCAGGAGAUGCGCCGGAUUCUCUCACCUAUGGUCCUUCAUUCAUUUCGCUAGCUGCGGGCUACGGUGGAGAGGUCAUUCUCGGUUUGAAUCGCCGCCUGGACAACAUCGCCAACACUAUCUCUGCAGCCGAGCUUGUUCAAAGUGAAGCAGACAAUCUCUAUGCUAUCGAGCUAGGCAACGAACCUAACUUUUACUCAAGCAGCGAUCCUAUUGCGAAUAGCGAGUCAUGGACUGCCGCAGCUGACUAUGCCUCGCAGACCAAAUGGCAGGACGAAGUCUGUGGCAAUCUGUCUACGACUAAUGUCAUCUCAGCUGGUGUUUAUUUUGGGACUUCACCGAUGAGUAUUGCUGGGCUUACCGCAGAUGAAGGAACCUCAAAUAAUUAUGUUAAAACAUAUUGCUCUCAUAACUAUCCCCAAUCAGCCAGCACGGCUGAUCUGGAAACUCUCAUGGGACACAGCGAUAUUGCGUCACAGAUCGCAGAAUUUGCCUCGGAGGUGUCUGCAGCAACUGAUGAGGGUAAACCCCACAUCUUUGGAGAAACAAACUCUGGGGGAGGUGGUAUUAGCCCGACAUUUGGGGCCGGACUAUGGAUUCUUGACUACGUUAUGCAAACUUUAUUAAUGGGCACAAAGGCCCUUUACUUCCAUCAAGGUACUAUUGGAAACUGUCAGUAUUGUUGGUGGGGUCGAUACGACAUGGGCGCCCCCUACUAUGGAGCCUACUUUGCGACUAUGGCAUUAGCGGAUGCCGAUCAGAUUGCACCGCUGGACAGCCAGACUACAGCAUACGCCGCCUACGCAAUUUACAAGUCAGGAGUCCCUACCAAGGUGCUUCUAUACAACUCAGAUUAUUAUACCAGCGGAACGCGCUCCUCGCAGACUUAUGUACUUUCCGGCCUAUCUCCAUCCAGUGUCACUGCAAAGCGUCUCACGGCUCCUUACUCUACAUCCCGGGUCGAUCAAGGAAGCAACCCAACGAUUGCCGGCCAAACAUUCGUAAAUGGAACUUGCACCAUUCAGGGAACAGAGAGUAUUGAAACAACUACCGUCUCCAGUGGUAAGGCUAGCUUCAUACUGGCUGCUUCUGAAGCCCUUUUAGUUUAUCUAUAA